Molecule: messenger RNA, 936 nt
Organism: Monoraphidium neglectum
Lineage: Eukaryota; Viridiplantae; Chlorophyta; Chlorophyceae; Sphaeropleales; Selenastraceae
Product: poly-gamma-glutamate synthesis protein (capsule biosynthesis protein)
Exons: 6
Coding region: 1-936 (311 amino acids)
Source: RefSeq, a predicted model, not a curated record
AUGUUUGCCUACUCCGGACUGCUGCCAUCCAGGCGCAUCGUCUUAUCUACGCUGCUCGGUGCCUUCACCUUUGGCAGCAACGCUAGCGGUGCUACGCCGGCAUCACCCCAGCAAGCGGCGAUGGCAGCGCGACUGCCGGGCGUGCCCAAGCCGCCGGGCACGGUCAACGGCAAGCUGCCGGAGCGGCGCGGGCCCGAGUACCCGUGGGGUGUCGCGCUGCAGGACAUGGAAGCCAUGCGCCCCGACGUGCGUGUCAUCAACCUGGAGACCGCCAUGACUACGCACGACAAGCCCUGGCCUGACAAGGGCAUUAACUACCGCUGCCACCCUGGCAACGUCGCGACGCUGAAGGCCGGCGGCGUCCAGGUCGCCGGACUGGCCAACAACCACUGCUUGGACUGGCAGAUCCCCGGACUGAUGGAGACCCUUGAAACGCUGGAGGGAGCUGGAAUUAUGGUGGCCGGCGCGGGCAGGAACGCCUCCCAAGCCUGCCGCCCCACCGUAAUCCAGCUGCCGCCGGCCGCAGACGGCCAACCGUCCCGCAGCGCCGCCGCCGCCGCCGCUGCUGACGCCGACACCGCCCCAGCUGGGCCUGAGGACGUGGAUGGGCCUCGGGUCCUGGUGUGGGGGCUGGGUCACGAGUCCAGUGGCGUGUAUGAUGAGUGGGAGGCAGGGGAGGCGCGGCCGGGCGUGUGCAUGACGGACCUCAGCGCGGCGCACGCGGCGCGCGUGGGCGCCGCCGCGGCGGCCGCGAAGCGGCCCGGCAGCGACAUCGCAGUCGUGUCACUGCACGUGGGGUCAAACUGGGGCUUCACGGUCCCCGAGGCUCAGCGGCAAUUCACGCGCGCGCUCAUCCAAGGUUGGAUCCCACGCCUGUAUGCACUCACGGCCUGGCGUGCGCUAGCCUGUCCGCUGCCUCCCAGCCCGUCACUGUGA